CUCAAAACAAAAAGAGAGGGCGCGCGGUUCGGAUUCGGUCGCGGACAAAUCCAUCGGGAAAUUUAGCGGAGUUAAAGUAUUAAAUUUUAGCAAAUAUGUUGCUAGCCAAAUUCUAGAUAGGUAAACCAAUUUAAAGUUAAGCCACGGCCCACACCCCACUGUGUGCAAUAGGCGAGGAUUAAGGAUCCUGAACCGUCCCGGCAGCACGCUUGCCGAUCAACUGCAAACACGGCGUCCCCGCGCAGCUACGUCCGCUCACGCUCCACCCCCCAGUCGCCCCACUCCCCCCAGGCGGCGGCACUCCUCGGCGGUAGAGCGGCCCAGCAGCACUACCACCCCCACCACCAUCACCAUCACUCCCCCUCGCCGUCACCAUCGUCGCCAUCGCCGUCGUGCCCCACGCUGCAGCUGCAGCCGCGGUUGCACCAAUCCGAGCAGCAGCUCUGCCAGCGCCGGAGUCGCCUCUAUGCAUCGACGGGGAGUGCCGCCAACAUCAUGAUGGAUCGCGAAUCCCUUAGCGAAUGGGCUAAGGACAAGCCGCUCAGCAUCCUGCAGCUGGACCCGGCGGAUCGAGCGGUUCUCCGCAUAGCAGAUGAACGCGAUGCCAUUCAGAAGAAGACUUUCACAAAAUGGGUUAACAAACAUCUGAAAAAGCACUGGAAGUAUGCUAAGACCUAUACUAUGCUACAUGUUUGUGUCACCACAAAUGGCAUACCCUGUUGUCCUCAGUCUGCCAAUCGUCGUGUGGUGGACUUGUUUGAAGAUCUGCGCGAUGGUCACAAUUUACUUUCACUCCUGGAGGUGCUAUCUGGCGAACACCUGCCACGCGAGAAGGGUAAAAUGCGUUUCCAUAUGCUGCAGAAUGCACAAAUGGCACUGGACUUUCUGCGCUACAAGAAGAUCAAACUGGUCAACAUACGGGCCGAGGACAUUGUGGAUGGCAAUCCCAAGCUCACACUGGGCCUGAUCUGGACAAUAAUAUUGCAUUUCCAGAUCUCCGAUAUUGUUGUGGGCAAGGAGGACAACGUAUCCGCUCGGGAGGCUCUGCUGCGGUGGGCGCGCCGCUCGACUGCUCGGUAUCCGGGCGUGCGUGUCAAUGACUUUACGUCGUCGUGGCGCGACGGAUUGGCCUUCUCGGCCCUGGUGCAUCGCAACCGACCGGACUUGCUUGACUGGCGAAAGGCAAGGAACGAUCGGCCCCGCGAGCGCCUGGAGACGGCCUUCCACAUCGUGGAGAAGGAGUACGGCGUGACGCGCCUCUUGGAUCCAGAAGAUGUGGACACCAACGAGCCGGAUGAGAAGUCCCUCAUCACGUACAUCUCGUCGCUGUACGACGUAUUCCCGGAGCCACCAUCCAUCCAUCCGUUGUUCGAUAUGGAGUCACAACGCCGGGUGCAUGAGUACCGCGACCUGGCCCAGCAGUUCAUCUACUGGUGCCGCGAGAAGACCGCCUACUUGCAGGAGCGCUCCUUCCCGCCGACCCUCAUCGAGAUGAAGCGCCUGCUGAGCGAUCUGCAGCGCUUCCGCAGCGAGGAGGUCAGUGCCCGCAAGCGCGAGAAGUCCAAGCUCAUCCAGAUCUACAAGGAGCUGGAGCGUUACUUCGAAACCGUUGGGGAGGUGGACGUGGAGGCGGAACUCCGACCGGAUGCCAUCGAGAAGGCCUGGUACCGCAUGAACACGGCGCUGCAGGAUCGCGAGGUUAUCCUCCAGCAGGAGAUCGAGCGACUGGAGCGCCUCCAACGGCUGGCCGACAAGGUCCAGCGCGAAAUCAAGCACGUGGACCAGAAGCUGACCGAUCUGGAGACGCGCAUCGUCGAGGAGGGACGCCGCAUCGAGCGACUGCAUCCCGUCGACGCCAAGAGCAUUGUGGAGGCCCUCGAAACGGAGAUCCGUCACCUGGAGGAGCCCAUACAGGACAUGAACCAGGACUGCCAUGUGCUCAACGAGGGCCGCUAUCCCCACGUCAGCGAGCUGCACAAGAAGGUCAACAAACUGCACCAGAGAUGGGCCCAGCUGCGCACCAAUUUCCACACGAACCUGGUACAGAAACUGUCCGGUUUGAAGUAUCCCGUCCACGAGACCACGGUGACGCGUCAAACGCGCAUGGUGGUCGAGUCCCGUCAGAUCGACACGAAUCCCCACUUCCGCGAUCUGCAGGAGCACAUUGAAUGGUGUCAGAACAAGUUGAAACAAUUGCUGGCCGCCGACUACGGCAGCGACUUGCCAUCGGUGAAGGAGGAACUGGACCGCCAACAGCACGAGCACAAGAUCAUCGACCAGUUCCACUCGAAAAUACUCAACGACGAGCGCCAGCAGACCAAGUUCUCCGGCGACGAGCUGGCCCUCUACCAGCAGCGACUCAACCAGCUGCAGAAGGUCUACGCCGAGCUGCUCAGCACCUCGACGAAGCGGCUCUCGGACCUCGACUCGCUGCAGCACUUCCUGGGCCAGGCCUCGGCGGAGCUGCAGUGGCUCAACGAGAAGGAGCAGGUGGAAAUCUCGCGCGACUGGGCGGACAAGCAACUCGAUCUGCCCUCCGUGCACAGAUACUACGAGAACCUUAUGUCCGAGCUGGAGAAGCGCGAGAUGCACUUUGCCACCAUCCUGGACCGCGGAGAGGCGCUGCUGAACCAGCAGCACCCGGCCUCGAAGUGCAUCGAGGCCCAUCUGACGGCCCUGCAACAGCAGUGGGCCUGGCUGCUGCAGCUGACCCUCUGCCUGGAGGUGCACCUCAAGCACGCCACCGAGUACCACCAGUUCUUCGGCGAGAUCAAGGACGCCGAGCAGUGGCUGGCCAAGCGCGACGAAAUACUCAACAGCAAAUUCUCGCAGUCCGACUUCGGACUGGACCAGGGGGAGACCCUGCUGCGUGGCAUGCAGGACCUGCGCGAGGAGCUGAAUGCCUUCGGCGAGACCGUGGCCACCCUGCAGCGCCGGGCCCAGACCGUGGUGCCCCUGAACAAGCGCCGUCAGCCGGUGAACCGGCAGGGCCCAGUGCAGGCCAUCUGCGCCUACAAGCAGCAGGGCCAGCUGCCGAUCGAAAAGGGAGAGACGGUGACGCUGCUGGACAACUCGGGACGCGUCAAGUGGCGUGUGCGCAACUCGAAGGGGCAGGAAGGCUCCAUUCCCGGAGCCUGCCUGCUGCUACCGCCACCGGAUCAGGAGGCCAUCGAUGCCGCCGAGCGUCUGAAGCGGCUCUUCGACCGCUCCGUGGCCCUCUGGCAGAAGAAGCACCUGCGUCUGCGCCAGAACAUGAUCUUUGCCACCAUCCGCGUGGUCAAGGGCUGGGACUUUGACCAGUUCCUGGCCAUGGGUCCGGAGCAGCGCACCGCCAUCCGGCGGGCUCUCAACGACGACGCCGACAAGUUGCUCAGCGAGGGCGAUCCCAAUGAUCCGCAGCUGCGACGUCUCCGCCGUGAAAUGGACGAGGUCAACCGACUGUUCGAUGAGUUCGAGAAGCGAGCCCGCGCCGAAGAGGAGAGCAAGCAGGCCAGUCGCAUCUUCACGGAGGAAUGCAUUGCCAUCAAGAGCAAGCUGGAGGACAUGGCUCGAGAGCUGGACCAGAUCAUCCUGGCUCCGUUGCCGCGCGAUCUGGACUCUCUGGAGCAUGUGCUCGAGAUCCAUGCGGACUACGAGCGCCGGCUGCAUCUGCUGGAGCCGGAGCUGAAGCACCUCCAGGAGACCUUCCGGACGAUUGCCCUGAAGACUCCGGUGCUGAAGAAGAGCCUGGACAACCUGAUGGAGCUGUGGAAGGAGCUGAACACCCAGAGCGGCCUGCACAAGGACCGUCUCAAGCUGCUGGAGGCCUCGCUGGCCGGCCUGGAGGACAACGAGCACGUCAUCUCCGAGCUGGAGAACGAGCUGGCCAAGCACCAGGACCUCCCGUCGACCGCCGAGGGCCUGCAGCAGGUGUUCAAGCAACUGACCCACAUGCAGGACGUCAUCACCCAGCAGCAGCCGCAGAUGGACAAGAUGAACGACGCCGCCGACCAGCUGGGUCGGAUGGGAGUGCCCACCAAGGUGCUCGGCGACCUCAAGCGGCUGCACUCGAACGUGGAGCGUCUGAACACGCGCUGGAGUGCGGUCUGCAACCAGCUGGCUGAAAGAAUGCGCUCAUGCGAAACGGCUAUCGGGCUAAUGAAGAAUCUCCAGUCGAGCGUGCAAGUGGAGGAAUCAUGGGUGGAUGGCACCACCGAACGUCUGUCUGCCAUGCCCACCGCCACCUCGGCCUACGAACUAGACAAACUGCUCGGAGCUGCAAUCGAACGAAAACCAAAAAUCGAAAAUGUCAACGUGGCUGGAGGACGACUGAUACGCGAAGCCAAGAUCUACGACAGUAAAUGUUUACGGUUCGUGGACUGGCUCCUUGAGGCCCGGCCCUCGUUUUCGCCACCGCGUCGGGAUCUCCGUCCGGCGGAUAGCGAUCCGGGCGCCACCCAGUAUUACAGCCAGCGGUUGGACAAUCUCAAUACGAAAUACGACAGGUUGCUGGAACAACUGUCGCAGAGGCUGAAGACGGCCAUCGAGGUGAACGGCAGCGACGGUCUGCAAUACGCUGAGAGUCUACAGAAACCGCUCAAGACCUUUAGGGUUGACUUCAGUGCGGGCAGCGUGCCAACUGGCGAUGGCUACGCUGCACGCCCGGAGGAUCUCUACACCACCACCUACAGCACCACACAAUUCAGCUCAACGAAAACAACGAAAAGCUCUACGAAGAGCAUCUACAGUAGCGAUGGCUUGGACGCCGCUAGUCAGGAGGUCAUCACCUCCAACCUGCCCCAGUCUCAGAUCCAGUUCAACGAAAUUCGGACGCUCAAGCGUGCCCAGCAGCUGGGCGGGAACUCUGUGCUGGACAUUGCCGGAAUACGUGACCCGCGAACGGGUCGCGUCCUGACCAUCGGCGAGGCCAUCCAGCUGCGCAUUCUGGAUGUGCGAACGGGAGAGAUGCUGGUGGGCGACCGCCGCAUCAGCCUGGAACAGGCCGCCGAACAGGGACUGAUCGAUGCCCAGCUGGCCAGACAGCUGCUCCAGCCCGGAGCCGGUCGCGAUGCCAGUGGCAGAGAGCUGUCACUGCUGGAGGUUAUCCAGCGGGAGAUUAAUGAGGCGGAAUCCGGCUACGAGACGGCCGAGAAGAGGAUCAAGGUAAACAACACGGUGACCGUAGAGACGACAGGGUCGCCGGAGAAUCCGCGCAACAUUGCCGACGCCAUUACUGCGGGGAGUGUGGACACCAAGACGGGCCUGUACCGCGUCAAGUCGGGCCAGACGAUCAGCCUGGCGGAGGCCUACGAGCGGGGCUACCUCAUCCGGCACGAGUCGGUGACAAUCAAGUCGAAUGCACUGUGCCUGAGCGAUGCCAUCGCCCACGGCCUGGUCGACGGCGCCGGCUGGAUAGCGGACCGCAACUCCGGCGACAAGUUCCGGCUGGACUCGGCCAUUGCCAAUCAGCUAAUAGACGCGGGUGUGCGCGAAGUGGUGGACGCGAAGCGCGAUACGAAGAUCACGCUGCAGGAGGCACUGCAGUCGGGCGUCCUGAAUGCCAAGACGGGUCGGUACGUAAACGAGGUGACCAAGGAGAAGCUCACCUUCGCGGAGGCGCGCAACCGUCAGUUGAUCGUUAAACCGUACACGCUGAAGGACAUCUGCGAUCUGAACCUGCUCGACAAGCAGGCCCAGAUCACGAGUCCCAUGCGCCGCGAGAAACUGAGCAUCAUGCAGGCCAUCGAGGCGGGCGUUCUGGACGGCAACAACCUGAAAUGCAUCACGAAACGGAAGGGCGAACUGGUCACCCUUCAGGAGGCCAUCGCCGACGGUAUCGUUCUGCCGGCGGAGUGCAAGUACCGCGACUUUAUGACCGGGGAACUGAUCAGCAUACCCGAGGCGGUCGAACGCGGUUUGAUUAGUUCGGUGGCGCAGCGGUCGAUCUUCGAUAUCGACGGGUUCAAGGACCUGAGGAGCAGCGACUAUGUUAGCUUUAAUGUGGCCCUCUCGCGCGACCUUUUGCGUCGCAAGAGCACGGGCUUUGCCUUGGAGACGGGUAGGGAUAGUCUGGUGCCCCUAGAGGUUGCGGUGGGCGAGGGUCUGGUGCGCCAAGAGGUGUACGAGAUGUUCAAUCGGGGCAUUGGGGUACAGAACGCCAGCGGGCAGGAGCUCAGUGUCUUCGAUCUGGUCUAUCACAAUCUGAUUGACCCGAAGACGGGCUACCUCCUGGACCCCAAGACGGGGGAGACAGUUCCUUUGGACACCGCCAUCGAGCGGAAGUUUAUCACCCCCGAGGGUGCCCUGCUUCUGAGCAGCUUGCUCAACAUCACCUUGACCACGGAGACGGUGACCAGGACGAUCAACAGGUACGUGACAAUCAGGGCGGGUUCCCAGGAGCCGGGCGACCAGGUGCUGCUCACAUUUACGGAGGCAGUACGUCAGGGAUUUAUCGACGAAGAAAGGCAGCUAUUCAAGGACCCCAAAACGGGCAACAUCUACUCGGUGCAGCAGGCCCUCAACUACGGACUGCUCGUCCCCGACAGCAACCAAACCGUGCCGGAGCCAACGAACAGGAAGAAGACAAAGUCCACCAUCACCAUUGUGACCAAGCAGAUCAUCCCAGAGGCAGAGCCCAUCAAGCUGAACACCCAGCACACGAAGUACGUGGAGAAGUCUGUCGAGAUUCCCAUUUCCCAGGAGCUCAUCAAGCCCCAGCGAGUGGUCUCCGACUUCAUCAACAUGGAGAAGAGCAGCUACAUCGAGCAGAACGUGACCGAGCGACAGAUCAUGGAACUGCCUCCGGGUGGAUGGCGCCUCAAGGACGCCAUCGAGCAGCGUAUCUUCAACCCGGACACGGGAGUGUUCCACGUCCAGGGCACCGAUCGCUUGGUUAGCUUCGAGGAGUGCAUCAGCAAGCAGAUUAUCAACAACCUGUCGGUGUCCAUCAUCGAUCCCAGCACCGGCGACAAGAUCUCCGUGCAAUCGGCCUUCGAACGUGAUAUUCUGGACAGCUAUGGCAACUACACCAACAGCAGGAAGCAGGUCCUGGGCAUGCGCAGUGCCAUUGACGAGGGCAAGAUCAUUCUGGAGACGGUGCCGGCGACCAGAGGUUCCAGUCAGAAGACAAUCCUGCGCAUCACGAGGGUGAACAACAUGCCCGAUGUGCUGGAGGUCUCCACGCCCCUCAAGGACGCGCCGCCAAAGUUUGUGGAGGUGAUCACCUGCCAACGUGAGCUGGCCUCACCGGAGCCUCUGCAAAUCGCUCCAGGGGCCAUCUACGAUCCGUCCACGGCUCUGGUCAUUUUCACCCAAAGCGGCGAGACCGAGAACAUCUUCGACGCCGCCCGCCAGGGACUCAUAGACGAGCAGCUCAUCAAGAUCGUCGACCCGAGAACCAAGCAGCCCAUUUCCGUAACAGAGGCCAUUGCCCGAUCCAUUUACGAUCCCAAAACAGAAACCAUCCUCGAUGCGGAGGGACAGCCCGUCGAUCUGAUUACCGCCACCAAGCUGGGCCUGCUCAGCGUGGUGGGUGCUCCUCUGGUGGCUGCCGAGGGAGCUCUGCGAACGGUUCGCUUCGUCACGGAUCCACGAACAGGCGAGCAAAUCCCAGUGGAGGUGGCCUACGAACGAGGCAUUGUGUCGCGGGACCAACUCCAGCGCGGAAGGUCCUUCGACAGCGAACCGCCGACGACGACAGUGGAGGAAAAGGUUGUGGUGCUGCAGAGGAUGCGGAAGAUCAUCCUGAAGCCUAAGGAUGCCUUGCGCAAGGGAAUCAUUGAUGAGGAGACCUGUAAUAUACUCGAGGACACGGGCAACUUUACCAAUCCCCAGGGAGAGGUGGUGAACAUCACCGAGGCCUUGAACACGGGCAUGAUUGACGGGCGUCGUGGCAAGGUCAUCGAUCCCCAGAGCAACCGUGUGCUGAAUUUGCGUCAAGCCGUGGAACAGAAGAUACUCGAUCCCGAGCAGACCAAUCACAUACUCAUGCCGCUGGCCAAGAGCCUGUCGGUGCCACGACUGGCAGCCCAGGGACUAGUUGAUCCGCAAACCCAGACCAUUGUGCACCCGGAGAGCGGAUAUCCGCUGAGCAUUCACGAGGCAAUCGUGUGCGAGGUCUUGGAUCCGCACUCGACGCUGCGCAAGCCCGAGAAGUGCACGCUGGAGGCGGCCAUCAAGAAGGGCAUCGUCGACGCGGAUGAGUCCAUCUUCAAGUACAAGAACAAGAACCUCACCAUCAGCGAGGCAAUCGAAGCCAGGCUCUUCGACCCGAGCUACGACCAACAAAAGUCCAAGGUGGAGAUCCCACCGGUGGGCAUGAUAUUCCCAGUGGCGGUUGAGAAGAGUCUGGUGGAGCCGUCGAAGCGAGUGGUCCUGCACCCGAGCACCAAGAACGCUCUGCCCAUCAAGCAGGCCAUCGAAGAGAACUUCAUCAUGUCCAUUCCAUAUGCGCCCAAGAAAGACGCCAUCGAGGUGGUGGCCGCGAUGGAGCGAGAUCUAAUCGAUGUUGCCGCCCAAACCCUCACCGUUCCAACUACGGGAGAGCGCUUGCCGCUGCGCCAGGCUAUGGAAAAUGGAGUGCUGGUGGUGAAGCAACUGUCCGAUUUUGUGGUCACCCAGAAGCCCAUUCCGAAGACGGAAAUCAUGGAAACUGUACGAGCCGUGCACACAGUGACGACGAAGACCAUCGAACUGAUGCAGGGCUACGUCCUGAUUUCGAACAACGAAGUCCAGAACGUGAACACCGGAGAAGUGGUCAGCCUGGAGCAGGCCAAGGAGCUUGGCAUCCUGCGCGAGGAAUCAACCACCCGGGAAACCAAGGCAGCGGCUGGAGAGAGUCCCGAAGCGGUUCAAAACCUGCCCACGAGCAGUGAUCAAACGGUAGUGGUGGAGGAGCGCACCCAGACAGUGGUGGUCAGCUCAGAUACGCACAAGCAGGAGAUGCAAGUGAUCAGCACCACGCAGUCCACCAAGGAAAUACCGACUAUUCCGGCUGUAAGUGAUGCCGAGACCAAGGUGGGCAAGGAGCCAUCGAAGACUCUGCAAAAUGUGAAGGAUGCUGCCAAGAUGGGAGCACUGGGAGUGAUUGCUGCUCCAGUGCUGGCCGGAGGAGCCCUUGUGAGUGGCGUUAAGAGCCUCUUCAACUCUGUGAAGUCUCCCGCAGAAGAUGCCAAGACGACAACCCAGAAACCAGAGAAACCUCAGAGCAGCUUCAUAGACCAGGAGCGCCGCAAUGUGCCAGAGCCACAACAAGUGCCAAGCGAGGUGGACAACCUCCUCAACGAAACCGAGAAUUUCAUCAGCUCCACAACUGCCAACUUCAUCAUCAAUGAACAGCAACAGGAGAAGCCUCAGGCGUUGUCGCGUCAGGAAGUGGAAUCCGCAAGCACGCUGACCACCACCACAGUCACAACAAUAACUACCUCAAAGACAACCACGGAGACUGGAGAUGCCGAACCCGUUGUGGUGGAGGAUGUCAAGACUACCACCACUGUGGAGACAACUCCAGUGGAGCAGGAGGUUGCCAAGAAGCCAGAAGAGAAGACAGCAUCAGCUGAUGUUCAAGUAACUGAAACCAUCACCACAGUGACCAGAGAGGAAACUAUUUCUGAGCCAGAAAAGACAAUCCAAAAAGAGCCCACGCCUGAGAAGAUUGUGGAGAAGAAGCCGUCGGAGGAGCCAGCUAAGAAGGAAGCCACGCCAGUUCCGGUAACCAAGGAACCAACCCCUGACCCGGUUCAAAAAGAGAAAACUCCCGAGCCAACACCCAGGGAAGCGGCUCAGGUCCCAACCAAGCCAGAACCCCAACCGAGAACUGCUGUUAAAGAGGAAGUGCCCGCUUUCGAGCCACCUUUCACAGCUCCAUUGGCACCUUUCGUAGAACCCAAAGCUGAGAUCACAGAAGUCACAACUGAAGUGCAAGAGCCGGUCUCAAGCACAGAAACUAUCACUACAAUUACAACAACUGUGACAACAACCAAUGAGCAGCCAAUAGAAGUCACUGAAGUGGACAAGUCCGAGCCGGCAAGGAUAGAGGAUGUUAAAGUCGAAGAACCUUCAGUCCAGGAGCCAACCAAGGACGACAAGCCAAGUGAGGUUCCCUCUCAGUCAGAACCCACUAGCUCAGUAGUGGUUGAAGAAAAGGUCUUCACUGUGGAAGAGCCAACCAUCACAGAAUCGACAGUAACCACAACCACUAUUACCACAACCACAACUACAACUUCCAGCGAAGAACAGCAACCCCAAGUGGUCACUGAGACUGUGAAGGAAGAAGCUAAGAAGGACACCACUCAACCAGAGAAGACUGUGGUCCCGGAGGCGGUAGAGGAAGAGCCUGCAAAAGAUUUAAGUCAACCAAUCGCUGAGCCUACUCAGACAUCCGAGACAGUGACCACAAAAACCACUAUUAUCAAGGAGGAGAAGCCCCAAAAGCCAGGAGACCUGGAGCAGGUGGUUCUGCCUCCAACUUCAGAGACCAAACACCAGUCAGUUGUCGACUUUAUUAAGGCUGAACAGAGCACCCAACCGUCCGAAGGAAGUAAGGUUCUGCAAAAUGUCAAGGAUGCUGCCAAGCUGGGAGCCCUGGCCAUAGUGGGAGCACCUGUCCUGGCCGGCAAGGCUCUGGUGGACGCCCUUACUUCAGAGAAGGCAGCGAAAACUGGGCAGCCCACUGGGCAGACUCAUGUGGUUACUGAAAUCGUGGAAGAGCUGCCUGCGGAUAUCUCCAGCAGCAGCACCACAAUUGUUACCAAGGUGACCACCACCACCACUACUACCACCACGACCGCCGAGGGAUCACCCGAGGAUGAGGCGCGCGAUGUCGUGGAGAUUCCAAGUUCGACUGUAGAACAAACCAUCAAACGGGAGGUGCCCAGGACCCUGCCCAUCGGCGAUGCCAUUUCCCAGAAACUGAUCAGCCGGGACGAGUGCCAGGUGAUUGUGGAUGGGGAGCAGCAGUCCCAGACUGUGGCCACUCUGCUCAAGGAGGAGCAGCUCAGUCCGUUGGACGAGGUGCAGAUAAUUGACGACAAGCUGAUUGUUCUGCAGCAGAUAUCCUACCUGGUGGACGUGGACACCGAACUGACGCCUGAGAAGCUCAGCGAGUUGAACAUUUACGAUCCCGAGAACCAGUACUUCAUCGACCCAACCACUGGCCAGAAGAUCUCCUUCCAGACACUGGUCUUUGACAUGAACAUUUUCAACCCAGAGACCAUUUUGGUGAAGAACUUUAGCACGGGCAAGUACGAGACACUGACAGCGGCCCUGGAGCGUCCGUUGCUGGACAGGCACACGGGCCACAUGGUCGACCCCAAGACGGGCAAGAAGAUCCCCUUCUUCGAGUGCAUUGAACGGCAGUGGAUAAUCCGAGCCGAUCCCGAGGAACAGAGACCGACGGGCAUGGAGAACGUGACUAUUGACCCACAGACCGGACAGGUGAUACUUGACGAUGGUCGGGUUUGCUCCAUUGUUGAGGCCAUCAACAGUGGCAAGCUGGACAUCCAGUCGAUAUCGGUGCGCGACCCAGUCAGCGGUGAAGUGAUUCCGCUGCGUAUGGCAAUUGAGUUGGGGGUGGUGGACAUGCAGGCGGGCACGGUGAUCGAUAUCCAGACUCUCAAGGAGAUCCCCAUGGAGCUGGCCUUCCAGCUGGGAUUCCUGGUGCCCGGUGCUCGCAAACCCAUCUCCCUGGAGGCGGCUGUUCGCAAGGGUCUCUACGACCCCGAAACGGGAAAACUCUUCGACUCUGAGAGUCAGAACCAGGUCGAUGUGCAAAAGUCCAUUGAGAUCGGUCUAGUUGACCCCAAGAUUUCCCUAAUCGUGGAUACGGUUACCAAGAAGGAGGUCAAGUUGGACUGUGCCAUCGAAGACGAGCUGGUGGUGCCCUCCACGGGCCAAAUCAAGGACAACAAGAACAACACCCUGGUGCCCUUCGAUGUGGGUGUGCAGCAGCGUCUGGUGAAGACAGACAGUGUGACCUGGAGCCUGCCGGAGGUGCUGCAGCGCGAGUACUACACGCCCAGCACUGGCAAGGUCCUGAAUCCAGUCACCGGCGAGGAGAUUCUCCUCCAGCAGGCCAUCGAGAUGGGCUUCGUGGAGCUGGACACCACUCUGGUGAAGGACGCCGACCACGACAAGAUCGUGCCGGGCAAGGAGGCGGCCAAGGUGGGUCUGCUGGACACGGUGCGCGGCACGCUGAGCUCGCCCAACAUUAGCCUCGACGAGGCCUUCGUCAAGGGCUAUCUGAUCAGCACCAAGAAGCCGCUGUCCCUGGUCGAUUGUCUGCUGCGUGGUCUCUACGACCCGUCGACAGCAAAGUUCACCAUCGACGACAAGCAGCUGGACCUCAAGUCCGCCAUUGCCCAGAAGCUCAUCAACCCCGAGGAGCUGGUGCUGCUCGACCCCAAAACGGAGUCCAUUAUUUCCCUCACCGAGGCCAUAGCCAAGGGCUAUCUGGACCCGAUUGGCGGGUACGUCAUCAAUCCGUACACAUCCACCAAGUUGUCGCUCCACGAGGCCCUGGAGAACAGGAUUCUCAUUCCGCCCAAGCGCAAGCGCAGCCUGCCGGACGCUGUCUACCGGGGUCUCUACGACCCGAAGACGGGCCAGUUUAGCAACACGGUGACCCGCGAGAAGCUCACAACUGAACGUGCCAUUCGCAGGGGCAUCCUCGAUCCCGAUUCGACGGUCGUCAACGUGGGCUCGGGCCAGAUCAUACCGUUCGGUGUGGCCACCGAGACGGGCAUUGUGGACAGUAGGCAGGGCACGGUGAAGGACCAGGACGACAAGUCGAUUGACUUUAAGGAGGCAUUCGACCGGGGGGUCUUGGUGGAGGCCAAGAAGCCACUGCGUCUCAUCGAGGCGGUGGUGAAGAAUGUCUACGACGAGGUGGACGGACACUUUGUGGACCCCAAGUCGGGCGAGAAACUGAACUUUGCCGAGGCGCUCAACACCAAUCUGCUGGACGAGCACAGUGUCCAGAUUAGGGACUUCAAGACGGGUCUCUACAAGCAGCUGAACCUCACGCACGCCAAGGACUCUGGCAUCAUUGAUGCCCAGAACUCCAAGCUGCUGUACAACAACCAGACCAUGACCCUCAAGCACGCCUUCGACAUUGGCAUCCUCAUGGACGUCAAUGCCCCGAUCAGCAUUCAACGGGCCAUCCACCAGGGCCUGUUCGACGACAAGACAGGCAAGCUCAGCGAUCCCCGAAGUGGUCGCCAGAUCACCCUCCUCGAGGGUAUGCGCAGCUUCGUCAUCAAUCCCCAUCUACCCUGCUACUUCGAUGAGCAAACCGAGACCAUGUACUCUCUCAGCGAGACCUGUCGGAAUGGCAUCAUCAACAGGCGCGAAGGCGUCUUCCGGGAGCCCGGAAGCAGCAGCUUUGUGCCUCUGGGCGAGGCCCUGAGCCUCGGUUUGAUCGUGGACAUAGAGAACGCCGGCUUCGGACUUUACGAACUUCUGUCCAUGGGCUUCUAUGACACUGCCACGCGCAAGGUCCUGCAUCCGGUGACCAACCGCAAGCUGAACCUCAACGAGGCCUGCGUGGAGGACGUGGUUAGCCUGUCCUCCAGCCUGGUCAAGCACCACGAGACCGGCAAGUACCUGCGCCUGGCCAACGCCAUCAAAGAGCAGCUUAUCGAUGACAACCGGGGUUGCUACAACUUGGGUAACGAACAGUUGGACUUGCAGGCCGCCAGGGCACGGGGUUUCAUAGUCUCCAACCGCCGCCUGCUCAGCCUGGAGCUUGUGCUGCGCCAGCAACUGUACCGCCCAGAAACGGGCAAGUUCUGCGAUCCAACUACCGGGGAGUACCUCGACCUCAUCGAAGCUAUCCAUUCAGGGUUUAUAGAUCCCGCGACUACGGUGUUCAAGAACCAGCUCACCGGGAAGGAGCUGCCUUUAAGCGAGGCCAUUGAAAACGGGGACAUUGACGUGUCCAAGGGGCGGGUAUUCGAUCCCAAGUCCAAGUCGGCCUACAACUACGACGUGGCUCUCGCGCGCGGCAUCCUGGUGACCGUUGCCCGCCCUCUAACCGAUCGCAGUGAGGUUGUGCGUCGCCAGGACAGCGUCGAACUUUUGGGACAAACGCCCGUGAGCGUCGUGAUCAGCAAGCCGCGCGAAAUGUCUCUCGAGGAGGCUAUCCGGUACAACAUAAUCGAUCCGAAGACCGCGCUCGUCCGCGAUUUCGAUAGCUUCAAGUUCCUGCCGUAUUCGGUGGCCGUGGAACGCGGGCUCGUGGACACCACCAAGCGCACCCUCGUGGACCCGAAGGCCCUGUACUUUGCCUUCGAUCCCACGUUGAUUGUUUAUGUCCGCGAACCGAUCACCUUUGACCAGGCGGCCGAGUCCAAGUGCCUGGACCUGCAGACCGGAGUCCUAACCUAUGUGCCAGUGUCCAGUGGAACUGGCAGCGAAUCCGCACCGGCCGGCGAUGAUAGUGCAAACGAUUCACUGACUGUCAUCGAAACGCCCAAGGUAUACACGCUCAAGGAGGCCGCCAGUGCUGGGGUGGUGGAUCCCGAUUCGGCGCUGGUCAAGGAUCUGGCCAAGGCCAAGCUGGUCCGCCUGCCGGAGGCCUUCCGCAAGGGUCUGAUGGACGCCAACAAGGCGAACGUGCUGAACACCCAGACCUCGAAGCUCUGCACCCUGCAGGAGGCCUACGAGAGCGGCCUGAUCUGCACACCCAAGCGCUCCUUCGGCCUGCUCGAAGCCAUCACCUUCAACCUGUACAAUCCCACCAACGGAUGCCUCGUAGAUCCCUUCCAAAUGCAUCCCGACAUCAUCCGCCGCCGCAAGUUCACGCUGGCGGAGGCCAUUGGCUCGGGUCUGGUGGAUCCCUCGUCGACGGUGGUGCGUGAUCCCAGCAGCGGGGUCAUCGUCCCACUGGCGGCUGCCAUCGGCAGCGGGCUGAUCGACGCCACCGAGGGCCGCCUGACCGACGCCAGUGACCCGAAGAACAACAUCGACCUGGUGAAGGCCGCCGAGAAGGGUCUGCUCCUGCCGGCAGAACAGAGGCAAGCAGUAUUUGAGAAGUUCAACAUGUGCGAGGAGAACGUCAACGACCUCCUCAAGUGGGUCACCACUGUGGAACAGAAAAUCUCAAGUGUCGGCGGACCACGCGAAAAGAUCGAUGAGUUGCGCAACCAGAUCAAUGCUCUCAAGCAAAUCAAGGACGAGAUUGAAUCCCAACAGCGACCUGUGGCCACGUGCCUGGAGCAGAUCCGCCAAAUCGUUCUCACCGGAGGCGAUGUCUUGUCCGCUCCAGAGGUCACCACCUUGGAGAACUCCGGCCGGGAGCUGCGUUCCCGAGUGGAUCGUGUCAACGAUCGCACCGUCCGCCUGCUCCGCCGCCUUGAGGCCGGUCGGGAUGAGCUGACCAAGCUGCGCAGCGAACUGGAUGUCUUUUCCGAUUGGCUGCAGGUGGCCCGUCGCACUCUGGAGGACAAGGAGCGCUCUCUGUCCGAUCUAACCCGCCUGCCCUCCCAGGCCGACUCGGUGAGGGAGUUCGUGAGCGAUGUCAUCGGCCACCAGGCCGAUCUGCGCUUCAUCACGAUGGCUGCCCAGAAGUUCGUGGACGAGAGCAAGGAGUUCCUGGCCAUUCUCAACGACUUCCGCACCUCGCUGCCGGAGCGCCUUCCCCAUGUGGAGCCGCUGUCCACUGCCGAGAGCCCCAUCCGCCAAGAGGUUUCCUUGGUAUCGGCCCAGUACAAGGAUCUGCUGAACCGCGUCAACGCUCUGCAGGAUCGUGUUUCUGGCCUGGGCGGACGCCAGCGGGAAUACCAGGAUGCCCUGGACAAGGCCAACGAGUGGCUGCGCAGUGUCUCCCCUCGGGUGUCGCGCAUCAUUGCCGAGCCCAUUGCCGGGGACCCCAAGGGCGUGCAGGACCAGAUGAACGAGGCCAAGGCCUUGCACAACGAGCUCCUGUCCAGCGGCCGCUUGGUGGACAACGCCCAGCAGGCUCUGGAUAACCUGUUGCGCAGCCUGGGCGGCCAACUGAGCCCCAUGGAAAUCAACCAGCUGGAGCUGCCCACCGCCGACCUGAAGAACAACUACCAGCAGCUGCUGGACAACCUCGGCGAGCACUGCAAGAACCUGGACAAGACUCUGGUGCAGUCGCAGGGCGUACAAGACGCUCUGGACAGUCUGGUGGGAUGGGUCAACCAGGCCGAGGACAAGUUCAAGCUGAACCUGCGCCCGGCCUCGCUGAUCAAGGAGCGCCUGCAGGAGCAGAUCCGCGAGCACAAGGUGCUGCUGGCCGACCUCCAGUCCCACCAGGCCAGCAUCGACAGCGUCCAAAUCUCGGCCAAGCACCUGCUGGCCAGUGCCUCGAACGCCCGCAUCGCCAAGAAGGUGGAGUCGAACCUCAACGACGUCACCGGCAAGUUCGAGAAGCUCUACGAGAAGGCCAACAAGCGAGGCGAGUUCCUGGACGACGUCUACAACCGCCUGGGAAGGUACCUGGACGACAUCAGCACCGUGGAGCAGCGCAUGGCCAGUCUGCAGGAAGCCCUCGACAGCAGGGAAACCAGCCUGCUGACCACCGAGGAGCUGGCCCGCCGCAUGAGCGACUUGUCGCGCGAGAAGGACCACCUGGCGCCGCAGUUCGAGGACUGUGUGCGCAACGGCAAGGAUCUGAUUGGUCUGCGCGAUGUCACCGACACCGGAGUGCUGCGCGACCGCAUCAAGGCCCUGGAGUCGCAGUGGCGCAACAUCAACAUCAGCAUCGACGAGAAGGCCAAGCUCUCCAAGCAGAAGGCCGAGCAGCAGCUGGCCUACGAGGGACUCAAGGACCAGGUGCUGUCCUGGCUGGCUAGCACGGAGGCGCGCGUCAACGGCCUGCCGCCGGUGGCCAUUGAUCUGGACAGGAUUAAGCAGCAGCACGACGAGCUGAAGCCCAUUUGCAAGGACUACCGCGACUAUGCUCCCACAAUCGACAAAAUCAACGACAUUGGAGCCCAGUACGACGCCCUCAUCCGCCCGGAGAGUCCGGCCCGGAAGAGGUCCACCUACAGCCCGAUUAAGCGCGCCAGCCCACUGCGCCGCAUGUCCGGAGACGCCAGAAGCCCCAGCCCCACCAAGGGAGGCAUCCUGUCGCCACUAUCGACUGGUUCCAGUGGAUUCGGUAGCCGCAGGUCCUCCCAGGACGGUUUCCAGCUGUCUGAGCUGUCUCCGGUACAGCAGCAGCUGAGCGAGAUCAACAACCGGUACGGCCUGAUCGGCGUCCGGCUGAACGACCGCCAGCACGAGCUGGACAACCUCAGCGAAGAGCUCCGCAAGCAGUACGAGAACCUCAAGGGACUGGCCCAGUUCCUGGAGCGCAUCCAGCGCCAGGUGCCCAAGGAGUCCGUCUCCAACAAGGACGAGGCCGAACGCUGCAUCAAGCAGGCGCGCAAGAUCCUCGAGGACAUGUACGAGAAGCAGAGCCUCCUGGACACCACCAAGGCCCAGAUCAAGGACAUCCUGCGUCGCAAGUCGGACGUUCCCGGGGCGGAGCAGCUGCGCCUGGAGAACGAGAACAUCCAGGAGAAGUGGAAGAAUCUCAACGACAUCUGCAAGAACCGCAUCGCCUUCUCCGAGAAGCUGCGCGACUUCCUCGACACCCACGGCAACCUGAAGAGCUGGCUGGACAGCAAGGAGCGCAUGCUGACGGUGCUGGGACCCAUCUCUUCGGAUCCCCGCAUGGUCCAGAGCCAGGUGCAACAGGUGCAGGUGCUGCGCGAGGAGUUCCGCACCCAACAACCGCAACUGAAGCACUUCCAGGAGCUGGGACACGAUGUUGUUGAUCACCUGGCCGGCACACCCGACGCCCAGGCCGUCGAACUGAAGCUAAAGGACAUCCUCGGCAAGUGGGAGGACUUGGUUGGCAAGCUGGACGACCGUGCCAAUAGCUUGGGUGGCGCUGCUGACAGUUCCAAGGAAUUCGAUGCGGCGGUGAACCGCCUCCGCGAGGCCCUCCAGAACAUCAGCGACAACCUGGACGCUCUGCCCACGGAUGGGGACCACCAGGAGAACCUGCGCAAGAUCGAGAACCUGGAGCGCCAGCUGGAGGGUCAGCGUCCUCUGCUGGCCGACGUGGAGCAGUCUGCCGCCACCUUGUGCAACAUCCUGGGCGAUCCCGCCUCCCGUGCGGAUGUCAACUCCCGUGUGGCCGCCCUGGAGAAGCAGUACCUGGCCCUGCAGAAGAAACUGGACACCAAGAAGGCUGAGACGGAGGCUUCGCUACGCGAUGGCCGCCACUUUGCCGAGAACUGCUCCAAGACGCUGGGCUGGCUGGGAGGAGAGCUCUCCAAUCUCACCGACCGCCUGCUGGUCUCCGCGCACAAGCCCACUCUGCAGCAUCAGAUCGACACCCACGAGCCCAUCUACCGCGAGGUGAUGGCCCGCGAGCACGAGGUCAUCAUGCUGAUUAACAAGGGCAAGGAUCUGUCCGACCGCCAGCAGGACCGCGGCGUCAAACGCGACCUGGACCGCAUCCAGCAGCAGUGGGAGAAGCUGCGCCGCGAGGCCGUCGACCGCCACACUAGGCUGCAGACCUGCAUGGAGCACUGCAAGAAGUACUCCCAGACCUCGGAGCAGUUCCUGGCUUGGCUGCGCACCGCCGAGGACAAGCUCUCGGAUCUGACACCCGGAGUCCUGUCCAAGGCCAAGCUAGAGACGCGACUUCGCGACCUGCAGACCUUCCGCAGCGAAGUGUGGAAGCACUCGGGCGAGUUCGAGAACACCAAGGGCCUGGGCGAGACCUUCCUUACCAGCUGCGACAUCGACAAGGAGCCCAUCAAGGCCGAGCUGCAGGACAUUCGCGACCGCUGGGAGCGCCUGAACAACGACCUGAUUGCCCGUGCCCACGAGAUUGAGAACUGCUCCCGCCGCUUGGGCGACUUCAACGAUGAGCUCCGCAACCUGGACCAUUCUCUGGGCCGUUGCGAGGAUCGCCUGGCUGCCCACGAUGCUUUGGGAGGCGCUGCCAAGGAUCCCAAGCUUCUGGAGCGCGUCAAGGCCAUUCGCGAGGAGCUGACCAAUCUGAGCAAGCCCCUGCAGUCCCUUAAGGCCCUGGCCAAGGACAUCAGUGCCGAGGCGAGAGCCGCUGGUGGAGACGCCGACCAUCUGACCAGCGAAGUCGAUGGCUUGGCCGAUCGCAUGUCCGAGUUGCAGGGUCGCCUGGAUGACCGUUGCGGCGAACUCCAGUCCGCCGCCACUGCCGUCUCCCAGUUCAACGAACAGAUGAAGAGCCUGGGCAUCGACCUGAACGACCUGGAAACGGAGAUCGAGAAGCUGUCGCCCCCGGCGCGCGAAAUCAAGAUUGUGCAGCAGCAGCUGGACGACGUGGGCAAGAUUCAGCACAGGCUGGACCGCCUGGUGGGUCGCCUGGAGGAUGCCGAGCGUGCCGCCGAUGUCCUGGUGGAUGCCGGCUUCGCCGCGGACACCACUCAGACCCGCGAGCAAAUCUCCACGCUGCGCAAGACCCUCGGCCGCCUGGACAACCGGGUGCGCGACCACGAGGACAACCUGCAGGCCACUCUGAAGGCCCUGCGCGAGUUCUACGACAACCAGUCGCAGACUCUGGACGACAUCCAGGACGUCAGCGAGGAGUUCAAGCGCAUGAAGCCUGUGGGCUCGGAACUGGACCAGAUCCGCCGCCAGCAGGAGGACUUCCGCAACUUCAGGGAGCGCAAGGUGGAGCCGCUGGCCGUCAAUGUGGACAAGGUCAACGUGGCCGGACGGGAUCUGGUGCGAUCUGCUGGCAGUGGUGUCUCCACCACGGCCAUUGAGAAGGAUCUGGAGAAGCUGAACGACCGCUGGAACGACCUGAAGGAGCGCAUGAACGAGCGGGACCGCCGCCUGGAUGUGGCUCUGCUGCAGUCGGGCAAGUUCCAGGAAGCCCUGGCCGGCCUCUCCAAGUGGCUCAGCGACACCGAGGAGAUGGUGGCCAACCAGAAGCCGCCCAGCUCCGACUACAAGGUGGUGAAGGCCCAGUUGCAGGAGCAGAAGUUCCUCAAGAAGAUGCUCCUGGACCGCCAGAACUCGAUGGGUUCCCUGGCCAAUCUCGGCAAGGAGGUGGCCAACCACUGCGAGCCCGCCGAACGGGCCUCCAUCGAGAAGCAGCUGAACGACCUGAUGAAGCGCUUCGAUGCCCUUACCGACGGAGCCGAGCAGCGCGAACUGGACCUGGAGGAGGCCAUGGAGGUGGCCAAGCGGUUCCACGACAAGAUCAGCCCCCUGGAGCUCUGGCUCGACAACACAGAGCGUGCGGUCAAGUCCAUGGAGCUCAUUCCCACUGACGAGGAGAAGAUCCAGCAGCGCAUCCGCGAGCACGACCGCCUGCACGACGAGAUUCUGGGCAAGAAGCCCGACUUCACCGACCUCGCCGAUGUGGCCGCCCAGCUGAUGCACUUGGUCAGCGACGAGGAGGCCGUCAAUCUGGGCGAGAAGGUCCGUAGCGUGACGGAGCGCUACACGGGUCUGGUGGAUGCCAGCGAUAACAUCGGAGAUCUGCUGUCCGAGUCCCGCCAGGGACUGCGCCACCUGGUCCUCAGCUACCAGGACCUGGUGGCCUGGAUGGAGAGCAUGGAGGCGGAGCUGAAACGCUUCAAGUCCGUGCCCGUCUACGCCGAGAAGCUGCUGGAGCAGAUGGACCAUCUGCUGGAGCUGAACGAGAACAUUGCCGGCCAUGCCUCCAAUGUGGAGUCCACCGUGGAGUCUGGUGCCGAGCUCAUGAAGCACAUUUCCAACGACGAGGCCAUCCAGCUCAAGGACAAGCUGGACUCCCUGCAGCGUCGCUACGGAGACCUGACCAACCGUGGCGGAGAUCUCCUCAAGAGCGCCCAGAAUGCCCUGCCUUUGGUGCAGCAGUUCCACGAGGCCCACACCCGUUUGGUCGAGUGGAUGCAGAGUGCCGAGGCCGCCCUGGCCCCGAGCGAGCCCCGCCAGGCGGACGUCCUCCGGCUGGAGGGCGAGCUGGCCGACAUGCGUCCCAUCCUGGACACCAUCAACCUGAUCGGACCCCAGCUGUGCCAGCUGUCGCCGGGAGAGGGUGCCGCCACCAUCGAGAGCAUCGUCACCCGGGACAACCGCCGAUUCGACUCCAUUGUGGAGCAGAUCCAGCGCAAGGCCGAGCGCCUGCACCUGAGCAACCAGCGUGCCAAGGAGGUCACUGGAGACAUUGACGAGCUGCUCGAGUGGUUCCGGGAAAUGGACACCACCCUGCGCGAGGCCGAUCCCCCGGCCAUGGAGCCCAAGCUGGUGCGCGCCCAGUUGCAGGAGCACCGCUCCAUCAACGACGACAUCUCCAGCCAGAAGGGACGCGUCCGCGACGUGACUGCCGCUUCCAAGAAGGUGCUGCGCGAGUCGCCGCAGAGCGAGAACACCGCCACCCUGCGCGAGAAGCUGGACGACCUCAAGGAGAUCGUCGACACCGUGGCCCAGCUGUGCAGCGAGCGCCUGGGCAUCUUGGAGCAGGCCCUGCCCCUGUCCGAGCACUUUGCCGACUCCCACCAGGGACUGACCGCCUGGCUGGACGACAUGGAGCAGCAGAUUUCGCGCCUCAGCAUGCCAGCCCUGCGUCCGGACCAGAUUACCCUGCAGCAGGACAAGAACGAGCGCCUGCUGCAGUCGAUUGCCGAGCACAAGCCGCUCCUGGACAAGCUGAACAAGACGGGAGAGGCCCUGGGUGCCCUGGUGGCCGACGAGGACAGCGCCAAGAUCAACGAGAUCCUGGACACGGACAAUGCCCGCUACGCCGCCCUCCGUUUGGAGCUGCGCGAACGCCAACAGGCCCUGGAGAGUGCUCUUCAGGAGUCCAGUCAGUUCUCCGACAAGCUGGAAGGUAUGCUCCGUGCCCUGGCCAACACCGUGGACCAGGUGAACCAGCUGGAUCCUCUGUCGGCUCUGCCCCAGAAGAUCCGCGAGCAGAUCGAGGACAACGAUGCUCUGAUGGACGACCUGGACAAGCGACAGGAUGCCUUCAGCGCUGUCCAGAGGGCGGCCAACGAUGUGAUUGCCAAGGCGGGCAACAAGUCCGAUCCCGCCGUGCGCGACAUCAAGGCCAAGCUGGAGAAGCUGAACAACCUGUGGAACGAUGUGCAGAACGCCACCAAGAAGCGUGGCAGCUCCCUGGACGACAUCCUCAGUGUGGCCGAGCCCUUCUGGAAGCAGCUGAACAGCGUGAUGAAGACCCUCAAGGAUCUGGAGGAGACCCUCUCCUGCCAGGAGCCUCCGGCGGCCCAGCCGCAGGACAUCAAGAAGCAGCAGGUGGCCCUGCAGGAGAUCCGUCACGAGAUCGACCAGACCAAGCCCGAGGUGGAACAGGUGCGCCGCCACGGCAGCAACCUGAUGAACAUGUGCGGCGAGCCCGACAAGCCGGAGGUCAAGAAGCACAUCGAGGAUCUGGACAACGCCUGGGACAACAUCACCGCCCUGUACGCCAAGCGCGAGGAGAACCUCAUCGACGCCAUGGAGAAGGCCAUGGAGUUCCACGAGACCCUGCAGAACCUGCUGAAGUUCCUCACCAAGGCCGAGGACAAGUUCGCCCAUCUGGGCGCCGUCGGCUCGGACAUUGAUGCCGUCAAGCGACAGAUUGAGCAGCUCAAGUCCUUCAAGGAUGAAGUCGAUCCGCACAUGGUUGAAGUAGAAGCAUUAAACAGAGGUCUCCAAAGACAAGCUGUGGAACUGACGGAACGCACUUCACCCGAGCAGGCGGCAUCUAUCCGGGAGCCCCUGUCGGUGGUCAACCGCCGAUGGGAGGCCCUGCUCCGUGGCAUGGUCGAGAGGCAGAAGCAGCUGGAGCACGCCCUGCUCCACUUGGGACAGUUCCAGCACGCCCUCAACGAACUGCUGGUCUGGAUCAACAAGACCGAUGGCACCCUGGAUCAGUUGAAACCAAUCCCUGGAGAUCCACAACUGCUGGAGGUCGAGCUGGCCAAGCUCAAGGUUCUGGCCAACGACAUUCAGGCCCAUCAGAACUCGGUGGACACCCUCAACGACGCCGGCCGGCAGCUGAUUGAGACCGAAAAGGGCUCCGUGGAGGCUUCCACUACGCAGGAGAAACUGCGCAAGCUGAACAACGAGUGGAAGCAGCUGCUCCAGAAGGCCAGCGACCGCCAGCACGAGCUGGAGGAGGCGCUGCGCGAGGCUCACGGUUACAUAGCCGAGGUCCAGGACAUCCUGGGCUGGUUGGGCGACGUGGACGCCGUGAUUGGAGCCAGCAAGCCAGUGGGUGGUCUGCCGGAAACGGCCACCGAGCAGCUGGAGCGCUUUAUGGAGGUGUACAACGAGCUGGAGGAGAACAGGCCCAAGGUGGAGACCAUCCAGGCCCAGGGCCAGGAGUACAUCAAGCGCCAGAACCAAAUGAAGGUCUCGUCCAGCAACCUGCAGCACACGCUGCGAACGCUGAAGCAGCGCUGGGACGCAGUGGUCUCCCGGGCCUCCGACAAGAAGAUCAAGCUGGAGAUUGCCCUCAAGGAGGCCACCGAGUUCCACGACACCCUGCAGGCCUUUGUGGAGUGGCUGACCCAAGCCGAGAAGCUGCUGUCCAACGCAGAGCCCGUAUCCCGGGUGCUGGAGACCAUCCAGGCCCAAAUGGAGGAGCACAAGGUGCUGCAGAAGGAUGUGAGCACGCACCGCGAGGCCAUGCUGUUGCUCGACAAGAAGGGCACACACCUGAAGUACUUCAGCCAGAAGCAGGACGUGAUCCUCAUCAAGAAUCUGCUCGUCUCCGUGCAGCAUCGCUGGGAGCGAGUGGUGAGCAAGGCCGCGGAACGCACCCGUGCUCUGGACCAUGGCUACAAAGAGGCCCGCGAGUUCAACGACGCCUGGAGCGGCAUGAUGCAGUACCUGCAGGAGACCGAGCAGACUCUGGAUCAGAUCAUCGAGGAGGCCACCGCCUCCAAGGAGCCGCAGAAGAUCAAGAAGUACAUUGGCAAGCUGAAGGAAACUCACCGCCAGCUGGGUGCCAAGCAGUCCGUCUACGACGGCACCAUGCGCACCGGCAAGAACCUGAUGGAGCGCGCUCCCAAGGGCGAUCGUCCGGUUCUGGACAAGAUGCUGCUGGAGCUGAAGGAGCAGUGGACGCGUGUCUGGUCCAAGAGCAUCGAACGCCAGCGCAAGCUGGAGGAGGCUCUGUUGCUGUCCGGCCAGUUCAGCGAUGCUCUGGGUGAGCUGCUCGACUGGCUGAAGAAGGCCAAGAGCCGGCUGAACGAGAACGGUCCGGUGCACGGCGACCUGGAGACGGUCCAGGGACUCUGCGAGCACCACAAGCACAUCGAGCAGGAUCUGCAGAAGCGCGCCGCCCAGAUGCAGGGUGUCCUGAAGACGGGUCGCGACCUGGAACGCUCCGGCAACAACCCGGAGGUCGGUCGCCAGCUGGACGAGAUGCAGUCCAUCUGGGAGGAGGUCAAGAACGCCGUUGCCAAGCGCGGCGAUCGCCUCCAGGUGGCUCUGGUCGACGCCGAGAAGCUGAAUGCCCGAGUCCAGGCCCUGUUCGAUUGGCUGGAUCAUGCCGAGCACAAGCUGCGCUACGCCAAGAAUGCCCCCGACGACGAGAAGGUGUCCCGCGAAAUGAUGGACAUCCACAUGGAGUUCAUGAAGGACCUGCGAGUCCGCGAGCGCGAGAAGACCGAGACCUUCGAGUACGCCGAGGAUAUCAUCAACAAGGCCUAUCCCGAUGCCAUUCCGAUCAUCAAGAACUGGCUCUCGAUCAUCCAACAGCGCUGGGAGGAGGUGCGCCAGUGGGCCAUUAACCGCGAGUCCAAGCUGGAGCAGCACUUGCAGUCGCUCAAGGAUCUGGACGAUACCAUUGAGGAGCUGCUGGCCUGGCUCAGCGGACUCGAGGGCACUCUCUUGAACCUCAAGCACGAGCGCCUGCCGGAUGAGAUUCCACCGGUGGAGAAGCUGAUCGAGGACCACAAGGAGUUCAUGGAGAACACCGCUCGUCGUCAGAACGAGGUGGACCGCGCCUGCAAGCCGCGCCAGCUGCCUCCAGGAGCCCGCAAGCCAUCUCGCAGCGGCAAGACACCAGUUCGCGGCUCCAGCCACGAUCUGCGCGAGACGUCACCCGACGGCACUCUGAGGCGUCAAAGCUUCAAGGGAUCUCGCGACCAAGGACUCAACGCCCGCAAGGGAAGUCGUGUCACGCCCACUCGAGACACGCCCGACAGAGACCGCCUGCCGCACUAUGGCCCCAGGUUCUCGCCAAGCACUGCUGGACCCGAGCUGGAGUUCCGUUCGCCUCGUGCCAAGCUCCUGUGGACCAAGUGGCGCGAUGUCUGGAUGCUGUCAUGGGAGCGCCAGCGCCUGCUCUACGAUCAUCUCCUGUAUCUGAAGGAUGUGGAGCGUGCUCGCAACUUCAGCUGGGACGAUUGGCGCAAACGCUUCCUCAAGUACAUGAACCACAAGAAGUCACGUCUCACGGACCUGUUCCGAAAAAUGGACAAGGACAACAAUGGCAUGAUUCCACGCGAUGUCUUCAUCGAUGGCAUUCUCAACACGAAAUUCGACACCUCUGGCUUGGAAAUGAAGGCCGUGGCCGAUCUCUUCGAUCGCAAUGGCGAGGGUCUUAUUGACUGGCAGGAGUUCAUUGCCGCCCUGCGUCCUGACUGGCAGGAGCGCAAGCCAGCCACCGACUCGGACAAGAUUCACGACGAAGUCAAGCGCCUGGUUAUGCUGUGUACCUGCCGACAGAAGUUCCGAGUGUUCCAAGUGGGCGAGGGCAAAUACAGAUUUGGAGACUCCCAGAAACUGCGCCUGGUCCGCAUCCUUCGCAGCACUGUCAUGGUGCGCGUGGGCGGUGGCUGGGUGGCCCUGGACGAAUUCCUGCAGAAGAACGAUCCUUGCCGCGCCAAGGGACGCACUAACAUUGAGCUACGCGAGCAAUUCAUAUUGGCCGAUGGCGUCUCCCAGAGCAUGGCCGCAUUCACGCCCAGACGUUCCACGCCCAAUGCGGCCGCCACUGCCUCCUCCUCACCCAAUGCCCAGAAUGGCGGCAGCUCCAACUUGCCGCCAUACAUGAGUGGACAGGGUCCCAUCAUCAAGGUACGCGAGCGUUCGGUUCGCUCCAUUCCCAUGUCAAGACCAUCGCGCUCGUCGCUCUCGGCCAGCACUCCGGACUCACUGAGCGACAACGAGGGCAGCCAUGGAGGUCCCUCGGGUCGGUACACGCCCCGCAAGGUCACCUACACGAGCACGCGCACAGGCCUCACGCCAGGAGGCUCUCGUGCCGGCUCCAAGCCCAACUCGCGCCCGCUCAGCAGACAAGGAUCGAAGCCGCCGUCGCGACAAGGCUCCACCCUAUCGCUGGAUAGCACAGACGACCACACUCCCUCACGCAUUCCACAACGCAAACCCUCAACGGCCAGCACCACCAGUGGAACCACUCCGCGUCCGGCUCGUCUCUCGGUGACCAGCACCACGCCGGGUAGUCGCCUGAAUGGCACCAGUACCAUCACCCGCAAGACCGCCUCCGGCUCAGCCAGUCCGGCACCCACAAGCCGGCCAUCACGGAUACCGAUUAAGAUACCCUCAUUCGAUUCCAAGUCAACAUCGCCCACCAGCUCGACCACGAAUCCAACCAGCUUGGGGCGGAACAUCAGCGGCAGCUCAACUCCCUCGGGCAUGCAGACGCCGCGGAAGAGCUCGGCGGAGCCAACGUUCAGCUCAACCAUGCGGCGCACAUCCCGCGGAACAACACCCACGGAGAAGCGCGAACCGUUCCGGCUCUAAGUCAAGGAUGAUAUUGGAGAAGAACAAGAAUGCCACACCCUUAUACACCCCACACUCAACUCUACUUACUAACUACUGACGCACUGAAGUUCUAAACUAAACCCCAACACUCCCCGAAAGAUAUUCAAAAGUCUACAUUAGCAGAAAAAUGUAGCAGAAUCAGCACACAGUUCUAAAGAGACUAACUUUAAAGUGCCCUAAAAGGAAGAGGAGUUAAGGAGCGAGACAAUUUAUAGACGUUUAUACUAUAUAUAUAUAUUUUGUAAAAGACAAACACACACACCACACAACAAAUGAGAUCAGAGACGGAAUGCAGACAUAUAGCUAGCACACAAAGUUGAUCAGACAAGCAACCUACUUACGAGUACUACUAAUACUAAUACUACCUUUUGCUACUACUAAUUUGUAAUGCCCACUACCUUUAUUCACUAGUUAUACACGUUUCCAAAAUUAUGAUUUGUAUAUACUUCUAAAGAGGAAAGCAAACGUAAAUUAAUGAAAAAUACACUCCAAGUGCUCUAAGGCAAUUAAACAACAAAAAAUACAAAAAACCUAAAAACGAAAAAAAAUAUUUAGAAAAAAAAAAAAACAUUCGAAUGAAAUGUCGUGACCUUUGCUGCAAACCACCUUGCGUCUGGGGACUCCAUCAAAAUCGCCAGUUUGGUGGACACCUGGUGCAGGAAACGGGGCGUGGCAGAGGGUGGCACGACCCAAAAAAUAACUAAACCCGUUAAAAGAGAAAAAAUUUGAUUUUGUUCUGUUAUUAAACUAAUAGGAAAGUGAAAAUUGUAAGCCGCAUAAAAAUAUUUAAUUAUAUACUAAAAGUCAUUACUAUAAGUUUAAUUAAUAUUUAACUGUUAAGCUACAAACACGCAGAUUUUGUCUUGCAUAAUUAUUUUGUUUUUUUAUAUGCAAUGGCAGCGAAUGAAUUACGACGCAUAGUGGGUGGAAUGCAACCGAUGCCCCUUUCUAUAAAUAUUGUAAAAUACUAAUACUAAAUUAUUUUGUUGUACGAAUCGAAGGAAGUGCAUUAAAACACGUUUUUUGUAAUUCAAUUAAAUUAAAACAAUUUAAAUGCGAAAUAAAAAUUUACAAAAAAUAAUAACAUAAA
Messenger RNA from Drosophila bipectinata, 27799 nucleotides. RefSeq names its product dystonin-like protein short stop (gene shot). Gene Ontology annotation, molecular function: structural molecule activity; microtubule binding; calcium ion binding. Lineage: Eukaryota; Metazoa; Arthropoda; Insecta; Diptera; Drosophilidae. Gene Ontology annotation, biological process: wound healing; intermediate filament cytoskeleton organization. Gene Ontology annotation, cellular component: membrane; intermediate filament; cytoskeleton. The record is from RefSeq and is a predicted model, not a curated record.